AAAGCGACCAAGAGGUGUAUCAGUCUAUCGAGGAAGAUCAGACAGAUACUUUUGACAGGUCAGAGAUCGAAGAUGUGGUCAUCGACUAUCCAGAAGAAAACGAAAUGCAGAAUUCAGAAGAGGCACCUGUUAGUGAGCUAGACGGGGUCAACCUCUGGCGGUUCACUGUCCCCCCAAGACAGCACAAAGACGGGCCACGGCACAGCUGCCUCCUUUGUGGGAGAGCCUUCACCCGAAAAUCAAGCCUGAAUAGACACCUCAUUAUUCAUACCGGAGAGAAGCCCUACAAAUGUGCUCACUGCGGGAAAAGCUUCAAUCGAAAGACCAACCUGCUCUCCCACGAGAUGGUCCACGCCAGAGACAAGUCGUAUCAAUGUUCGGACUGUGGGAAAAACUUCAAGCCGAAGUGGGGCGUCAACGCCUACCAGAUAGACCACACCGGAGAGAAGGUGUACAAGUGUAUUUCUUGUAAGAAGAGCUUCAGGCAAAGAUUAGAAUUGGGGCGGUUGUUCAACGGGCAGAAGAAGGAGAUCACCGCAGGGCAGUUGAAAGGGGAGUGGAAAGAUGGGGUCUUUGGCCCUCUAGAAGACCACGAGAAACAGGUGGAAGGCGAGAUGGCCGAAGAAAAAAAUGUAGCCCUGAUCAAUCCGUACAACGACCUCGAUAAAAUGAACAGCUCGCCGGCGUUGUAUAAGGGAAGGCAGGGGAGCCCCUGCCCGAUUUGUGGGAAGGUCUUUGCCACGCAAUCGAGUGUGAACCGACACAAGAGAAUCCACACGGGAGAGAAGCCGUAUCAGUGCUCCGACUGCGGGAGAAGCUUCAACCAGAAGACGACUCUUCUAACCCACAUUGUGAUCCACACCGAGCAAAAGCCGUAUCAGUGCUCGGAGUGUGGGAAGCACUUCCGGCAUUCCUCGGGCCUGUUGGUGCACCAGAGGAUGCACACGGGAGAGAAGCCUUACAAGUGUGCCAUCUGCCGGAAGAACUUCACCCAGCGGGCACACGUGGUCAAGCACUUUGUGAGAAAGCAUGCACGAGAGAAGCCAUCGGCUUACCUUUCUCAGUCCCCGCAGUAAUGGCGGCCGCUGUAAUAGGAUGGGCCCUCUUUCGCCCUCGAGUCCGGAAAUCGGCUUCUCCUCAGGAGCUCCCCUCCUUGGUGUCCGCACAACUUUGAUUCCUUGUAGUUCACGGCACUGAGCACUUAAAACCACCAGGAAUGCGCGACCCGCAGCCUCAGGUCACAAGGGGGGUGGGUUGCCAUUUUUCAGAAGAAACGCUCAAAUUAAGAUCUGAAAUAGACUUGACUGUGCUUUAAAACAGCUUCUCCUGAAACUCGGUUUGUGGGGGGGUGGGGGACUUUGUUUGGGCCACUAAAAUACACUGAAGACAAAGAUGAAACUGUCAGCUGCCUUGGCAAAAUUGCUGAGCCAAGCGAAACAACGGCGGAUUUGAAGAUUCCCAAAGACAGUGAAAGAACGUCUCAAUUGUGUGGGCAGUCCUCGUUUACUGGCUGCUUCAUUCAGCGACCAGUUAAAAGUCACGUCAGUGCUGAAAAGCUAACUUUACAACUAAUGCCUGCCCUUAACGACCUCCAUAGAGUUCCUCGGUUACGUGAUCGGUCUUUACAGUCAGUAUACUUUGUCCUGGGCCUGACCUGUUCUUUUUCCUUUUUUCCUCCCUCUUUUUUCUUGCAGAUUGGAGAGAUUGAAGAAGAUGACAAGAGAGUAAGCGAGCACAUGACGGAGAAUAUACAUUAAAAGCAAUGUAGUGGCAAUAGCAGCGGGUGUAUUCUCCAUUAUGUACCUGCUUACUCUCUUGUAAUCCCUUCCUCUUCAAACUCCGCUGUGUAAACAGGGCGGGGAGAAAACAGGUCAGGCAUAGGAGAGCUUGCCUACAGAAAACCCUCUUUCCUGCCCCCUGGGAUCGGAGAAAUGAGGAAAUUACAAGAGAGUAAGCAGAGCACCCAAUGGGGAAUACUUCGGGCUGCUUACUUAGCCGGAACCAAGGCAUUGAUUUCAAUGUAUGUUCCCUAUUGUGUGCUCGCUUACCCUCUUCCAAUCCCUUUCUCUCCAAUAAAUGUAAAUAUACAUGUUAAUUCCCUUUUUUUUUUCUUAUUAUCCCAGUGCCAGGCUUAGCAUUCCAGAGGAUUGGGAAAAUAGAGAAAAGGGAAGCCCUGUGACAAGUCAUGUGAUUUCUCACUUAGUGACUGCUUCGCUUAACAGCUGCUGGGCUAAACGCAGACUACCGGUGUUCCAGAAUACGGUAGCCGUAUCCAAGAAUUGGCAAGUUUUUGAGUGACUGGCAGUGACCGCAAUGUAUAACCGGUUGUAGGUAACCCUGGCGUUCUUUGGCAUUGUAGCUCUUUCCAAUGAAACGCUCAGUUUUUAAGUUACUCCUAGGCCUCCAUAGUGUAUGUUGUGGAGCGGAAAAUGAUGAAAGCACGUGUGGCAUUGUGGCAUAAGCUCCACCCCUUCAGUAUAUGUGCCAGGAUAUACACACGUAAGAAAGGGACAGGGCUUGCUCAGCAAUGCUACAACACUGCUUUCAUCGUGUUCAUCCGGGUUCGCGUAUGAACACUUUUUAAUACUUUUUUAAACAUUGGAAUUCCCGUGAGAAUUUCAAACACUCACAUCGUGCUGCUGGUGCCAUUUUAACAGGCCUAUAAUGUCAGAUUGCAAACUCUUUCCCAGGUGCUGUGCUGGCGGUGUUGCUUUAAACCUUGGCAACAUGAAGAGGUGGGUAUUUCAGCAAGAGGAAAUCUUCCCUCUGAAAUAUCACCUAGACAUUUUUAUUCUUUAGUAUUGACCAAUUUGGCUGCUCUUAAGUAGGAACUCAAUGACUUUUUUAACUCGGCUGUUUUCUUAAUCCAGCCACCCAAUAUGUAUAGCAAACGUCCCUUUGGAAAGAACUGAAUCUGUUCAGUUUCCUUCAUUAUCACUAACCUGAUGCUUGUUUUCACGCUCUGCAUUUCUGCUUUCCUGCUGAGAAAAUAUUCUCAGGCGUUUAGUUUCUCUUUGGUUCUCUGUGGCAAGUAAGUGAUGGGCACAAUCUUUGUCGAUGGAGAGGGAAGGUAGAAAUUUGUUACUCUUCGCAGAAGCUGAUUAGAAUAAUAAACCUAAUGAGAACA
This is a messenger RNA of Notechis scutatus (mainland tiger snake), 3127 nucleotides long. NCBI's taxonomy places the organism in Eukaryota, Metazoa, Chordata, Lepidosauria, Squamata, Elapidae. The record is from RefSeq and is a predicted model, not a curated record.